GAGCCGAGACAGCCUCCGGGACUCACACAGGCCUACCUAUUUUACAUUUACACCGUGUAAAGAUAGCAGAUGAAAGAGGAGGAGCGCCCAGUCGUUUCUUUAAACACCGGGGGUGAUGUUGCGGACAGCGCGCGGACUGCGUGACGGGACGACACGGUGUCGAGACUGAUCGGACGUUUUCACAGGUUGAUGAUCCUUCGUGGCAUCGAGCGGGGGAAGCCAGCAAAAGUAAAUAUAUGGUUUUAGUCUAUAGGCUGUGUGUGGUGACACGGGCUCGCUGUUAAAGGAGAGAAAGGCGGUGCCUGCUAGUUCCUGGAAAAAUACAGACCUCCGACCAGAAUGACACAUUUAACGUCUGCAGGUUUGGGUUUAUUCGCUGAAGUUGACGCUCAGACUUGGGCUCCGAGCAGCGUGUAGGAGGCUCGUCUCUCAGCCAGGGACCGUCUGUCUCGCACAGUUUGACAGAUAGCCAAUCAAAUUUGUUAUUCAAAUCAGUGCUCUUAUGUCAGUGACCUAUAUCUCAUGCAUGUGCGCCAAGAGCCCACAGUAACCUCUCCACCACCAGACCAGACAGCAUGGGGAUCAACGGGCUAGACAAUCAGGCGCAGCCGUGCAGCGGAGUGUCCCAGACUGAGGAUCCAGCUGCAGACUCUCAGACGGAGCAAAGAGAUGCUUCCCAAGAAGCAGACAGAGGCAAGGAUGAUCAGGCGGCGGGCAGCGAGGGGAAAAUAGUGCAGGAGGACAGCACCGUGCAGCUGUACAAGCCGCCCCCAUCCCCAGCUUCUGAAUCGGAGGUUGUUGUCCAGGUGGAGGAGCACGGCCACAGACCCGCAUUCGUCCCACCCGAGGGAGGCUUCGGCUGGCUGGUGGUUUUUGCGGCAACCUGGUGCAAUGGGUCGAUCUUCGGCAUUCAAAACUCUUUCGGCAUCCUGCACAUGAUGCUGGUGAAGGAGCAUGCAGUCCCAGACGACAAGACGGCGCAGUUCAAAGUGGCCUGGGUCGGAGCUCUGGCCAUGGGCAUGAUCUUCUUCUGUUCACCUGUGGUCAGCAUGUUCACGGACCACUUCGGCUGCAGAAAGACAGCCGUCAGCGGGGCAGCGGUGGCUUUUAUAGGACUGCUCAGUACAUCCUUUGCAAACUCCCUGAGCCUUCGCUAUUUCACAUAUGGCAUACUGUUUGGCUGUGGCUCCUCCUUCGCCUUCCAGCCCUCGUUGGUCAUUCUCGGCCACUACUUCCGCCAGCGCCUGGGCCUGGCCAACGGCGUGGUGACGGCAGGUGCCAGCCUCUUCUCCAUGGGCCUCCCAGUUUUUCUCAAAAAGGUGGUGGGACCUCUAGGCCUCAGCAGGACCUUCCAGAUCCUCAGCCUCUUCAUGCUGGUCCAGGCCCUGCUGGCGCUGAUGUUCAAGCCUUUACUGCCUGCCGGAGGAGGCAUGGGACCACCUGGCAUGGGUCCUGGUCCUGCCAAACCCCAAACCCAGCCAGGGGCCACUGGUCAGGGGGGGAGCAAGUGGAGCAGGGUCCUGAGUGGGGUCAGGAAGUACUUCAACCUGCGUGUGUUUCACAUCGUGACAUACCGGGUGUGGGCGUUUGGAGUAGCCACGGCAGUGCUUGGCUACUUUGUGCCGUACAUCCAUCUGAUGAACUUUGUGAAGGAGCAGUUCAAGGGGACCCAGAAGGAAUGGAUGCUCCUGGUUUGCAUCGGAGCUUCAUCCGGGGUGGGACGCCUCGCUUUCGGCAAGAUCGGAGACCACAUUCCUGGUCUUAAAAAGAUCUACAUGCAGGUGGCGUCCUUCUUUGCUUUGGGCCUGAUGUCCAUACUGAUCCCUCAGUGUUCAGUGUUUGAGGGGCUGGUGGCUGUGUGCGUGUUCCUGGGGCUGUGUGACGGCUGCUUCCUCACCAUGAUGGCGCCUAUAGCGUUCGAGCUGGUUGGGCCCAUGCAGGCCUCGCAGGCCAUAGGCUACAUACUAGGCCUUAUGUCUCUUCCCAUGACUGCGGGUCCACCCAUCGCUGGUCUCCUACGGGAUUACUUUGGGAACUACACAGUGGCCUUCUCCCUGGCCGGGGUGCCUCUUAUGGUGGGGGGCGUGGUGCUCUUCUUUGUGCCCCUGAUACACCGCAGGCUCCAGGCAGCGGCGUCACCAGAGGAGACAUCCACCACUGCUCACAUGCUGCCCACCGCCCCACCAGUGGAGGAGCCCAAGAGCUGCUCCAAUGGAGACAUCCUGCCUGGCUAUACUGACAUAGAGACACACAUCUGAGUUGCACCGUUCAAAGGGAUUCAGCCCACCAGCACCUUUUCUCAUCCUUAGAUUUCCCUCCUAUCAACCAUGGACUUCCUGUCGGCUGACCUUUAACCCUCUCACCCUCCUGGACUCUCAUGGGCUGUUUGUUAUUUUCACACGGAGAGAAAUCGAAAAGGGCGCACUGACUAAAAGCCACAGAGAGGACAAAAGAAGGCACAUCAGCAUAGGACGAUGAUGGGAAUGUAUAAGGAGGAUAAGCACAACACAGUCUCAACUAGGAUUGUUGAAUCAGUGGAGACUCUGUAGUAACACGUACCUCCAAGAGGAAAGAAAUGAGAUUUUAACCGACAGUGGUUUCUGAUUUCACAGGAUUUAUCUUGCUACUUUAGCUUUUUGAAGCUCUAAAAAUACUAUGCUUUGUUUCUAGAUUUCAUAUAAACACAUGGUUAAGAUUAGAGGCAUAUGAAUUAAGAAUUAGUGAAGGGAUGAAUUCACGUUUCCUUUAUGUAGUACCUCAUGCAUCUAUUUUUUUUUUAUUUUAUUUUUUUUUAACCACAAUGCAUUUUAUUCAGUUUGAUUAGCGGAAUCACAAUCCUAUUUUGAUUUGCUUUAUUCUGUUCUGCAGUUUUCUGCUGUGACAGCUGCAACAGAAACACCUGUUGUUUCAUCAUAGGAGGUAUCAACCAUCAGACACAGUCACCUCAACUUCAACAGCACACUGCACUCACACCCAGGGUCCAAAAUACUUCAGACUGUAACUGCUCUACCAGCCUGCCUGCAUGGGGGACAGAUGUGUGAAUGUGGCAACUGUUGGUUCCCACGUACUCAUACACCACAAACCCUAGACUGUUAAGAGUUUUUCACGGUUUGAAUUUAGGUCAGCGACUUUGAAGCUUGUGGCAGGUUAAAGGAAGAUUUCACACUCCAAAUGACAGUUUGUAUAUCAGUUACUCAGCCUGUGUUUUGUUGAAUUCAUGAAGAAAUUUUGGUUUCUCUCACAUGCCAUGGUGAACAGUGAUUCUAAAACGGAGAAAAUUCUUGAUGGAUUGAAGUCAGGGGUCUGCGUUCAACAACAGCAUAUGUUUUCAAACUCUCACAACUCGUGCAGUGUACUCCAAGUCUCAUUUAUCCAGUCGUUUGCUCAUUACUUCCCAAGCAGGCAGCUCUUACAACUGUGAGCUAAAAGUGAAACUUAUCUAAGCUCUCUUCAAGGCCAGACUACAUC
Epinephelus lanceolatus (giant grouper) is the source of this 3468-nucleotide messenger RNA. RefSeq names its product solute carrier family 16 member 2 (gene slc16a2). Gene Ontology annotation, biological process: transmembrane transport. Gene Ontology annotation, molecular function: thyroid hormone transmembrane transporter activity. Lineage: Eukaryota; Metazoa; Chordata; Actinopteri; Perciformes; Serranidae. The record is from RefSeq and is a predicted model, not a curated record.